GGCUUCGUCCCUGGUGUGAGGUCGGACCUCUGGCUAUCCUGAUCAUCCUCCCGUGUCGGUUUCGUUUCCUUGCGGCCCUUCACUGCGACCACGGCAGGAAGGCGGGCCUGCGGGCACCCUAGCCGGCCAGGGCAGGGGAGAGGGGGUCCUGCGGCCGGAAGCCGGAAGUCGGAAGGGGUGGUGGUGAGGACGUGUUCCCGGGACGCCGGAGGGUGAGGCCGGCGGGGCUGGCGACAUGGAGCCGCUCUACCAGCAAACGCACAAGCAGGUCCACGAGAUCCAGUCUCACAUGGGACGCCUGGAGACAGCCGACAAGCAGGCCCUGCACCUAGUAGAAAAUGAAAUCCAGGCCAGCAUAGACCAGGUGUUCAGCCGUCUCGAGCGCCUGGAGAUCCUGUCCAGCAAGGAGCCUCCGAACAAGAGACAGAAUGCCAAACUUCGUGUCGACCAGUUAAAAUAUGACGUCCGGCACCUGCAGACUGCUCUCCGAAACUUCCAGCAUCAGCGCUGUGCGAGGGAGCAGCAGGAGAGACAGCGAGAAGAACUACUGUCUCGUACUUUCACCACUAACGACUCUGACACCACCAUACCGAUGGAUGAAUCCCUACAGUUUAACUCCUCCCUCCAGAAAAUCCACCAUGGCAUGGACGACCUCAUUGAAGGCGGGCACAGCAUUCUAGAUGGCCUGAGGGCCCAGAGGCUGACGUUGAAGGGCACCCAGAAGAAGAUCCUCGACAUUGCCAACAUGCUGGGCUUGUCCAACACGGUGAUGCGGCUGAUCGAGAAGCGGGCCUUCCAGGACAAGUACUUCAUGCUCGGCGGCAUGCUGCUCACUUGUGUGCUCAUGUUCCUCGUGGUGCAGUACCUCACCUGAGCCAGCUGGGCCCGACAGGACAGUGUUCCGCUGCAGGAGAGUGUGAGUGUGUGUGGUGGGGGGAAGCCUGAGGCGCCCUUCAGAAUGUAUGCCUGCCUUAACUGUGAAGACACUCGGGAGUGACUGCCACUUCCGUCCUGCCCUGUGUCGGAGGGAGACCAGUAUCGCCAGGACGCUCAGUGCUGGAGGGGGUGGAAGAAGUCUGUUGUGACACGCGCUCUCACUGGGGGGGAAGGAGUGGCUCUGGGGGCCUUAUUCACACAGCUGACGGGCACCCUGGGAAGAUUUCCACAGCGGGCCUUGCCCAUGGGACUGUCCACACCUUGUCAUCCUCCAACCUUUCUGGCUACUGAGGCAUAAGCUGGCACCAAAGUGACAAGGGGAGGAAAGAAGCCACCUUUUCCUGCCCGGUAAUAGCUCCUAGCCACCUCCCUCCCUCAAAGUAGUACAUCUGUUUAACACUCGCGUCCCUCCCUAGACAGAGCCACCUAAGGGAAGCU
Ochotona princeps (American pika) is the source of this 1374-nucleotide messenger RNA. RefSeq names its product golgi SNAP receptor complex member 2 (gene GOSR2). Gene Ontology annotation, cellular component: SNARE complex; ER to Golgi transport vesicle membrane; late endosome membrane. Gene Ontology annotation, molecular function: SNAP receptor activity; SNARE binding. The transcript is spliced from 6 exons. The coding region runs from base 236 to 874 and encodes 212 amino acids. NCBI's taxonomy places the organism in Eukaryota, Metazoa, Chordata, Mammalia, Lagomorpha, Ochotonidae. Gene Ontology annotation, biological process: vesicle fusion; intra-Golgi vesicle-mediated transport. The record is from RefSeq and is a predicted model, not a curated record.